Messenger RNA from Gongylonema pulchrum, 216 nucleotides. NCBI's taxonomy places the organism in Eukaryota, Metazoa, Nematoda, Chromadorea, Rhabditida, Gongylonematidae. The record is from the annotation of a GenBank genome assembly.
AUGAUUGGUGUUGUUUGGAAACCAGCAGCGCUCACACCACGUGAUUCUAAGAUUUCGGGUUGUUUGCAUCGUACAAAAGGAGCGGACAAUUUGCUCACAGUGAACGUAGAAGCAGUUCUGGAAGACUUUGCAGUCCUCGGUCAUGGAAUUGUCCGGGAUGUUCGCAGGAACUGCUCUACCUCUAGCGAUGAAAAUAAUCAGGAAAAUGGAGGAUAA